ACUACCUCUACCUCUGCGGGGACAUAAAACAUGCGAAACCCAAGUCUGGGGGUCUCAGUCGGUGCCCACAAACUCAAACAGGGAACUCCCUCGACGUGUUCAGGCUGUUUUCUCCGCUGAGCGCACACUCCUCCAGCAUCCGCGAACAUGCCUUCGGGUCUGCCCGCCUCUAAAGCCGUCUACAUCGGGAUGGAAGUGGUGAUCGCCCUGUCGUCCGUCAUCGGUAACGUGAUGGUGGUCUGGGCUGUGCGCAUUAACCGGUCUCUGAGAGACACCACGUUCUGCUUCAUCGUCUCCCUGGCCUUGGCUGACAUUGCGGUCGGGGCUCUUGUCAUCCCGCUCGCCAUAACCAUCAGCAUCGGACUCCAGACGCACUUUUACAGUUGCCUGCUGGUCGCCUGCACAGUGCUCGUCCUCACGCAAAGUUCAAUCCUGGCGCUGCUGGCCAUCGCCAUCGACCGCUAUCUGAGAGUGAAAAUACCCAUGAGCUACAAGCGGGUGGUGACGCCUCGGCGAGCUGGCACGGCUGUGUUAUUGUGCUGGCUGGUGUCCAUAAUAGUGGGCCUCACGCCCAUGUUGGGCUGGAAUAACCUUCAGAGUCUCCGUGACAACGGCUCCCUGAUCACUGAAGACCUCUUGGUGACCUGUGAGUUUGAGACAGUAAUCAGCAUGGACUACAUGGUCUACUUCAACUUCUUCGGCUGGGUGCUCCCCCCUCUGCUCCUCAUGCUGGCCAUCUAUGUCGAGAUUUUCUACAUGAUCCACAAGCAGCUCAACAAGAAGGUGACAGCUAGCCACACAGACCCCAGCCGUUACUUUGGCAAGGAGCUCAAGCUGGCCAAGUCGCUGGCCCUUGUUCUUUUCCUCUUUGCAGUCAGCUGGCUGCCACUUCACAUCCUCAACUGUAUCACCCUCUUUUGUCCUGCCUGUGAUAAGCCAGUGUUCCUCAUUUACAUCGCCAUCAUUCUCACGCACGGUAACUCGGCCGUCAAUCCCAUCGUUUAUGCUUUUCGCAUCAAGAAAUUCCGCACAGCGUUUCGGAAAAUCUGGAAACUGUACGUGCUUUGUCAGGAUCCGGUCGGUCGGCUUCCUCAAAGAGGGAGCCAGAGAGGACAGAGUCAUGAGAGGAGGCUGAGGCAGAAUGAUGAUGAUGAUGAUGAUGUGUGACCAUUGGCAUCGAACUGAACUGCUGUGUAGUUUUACUCCACUGGUUCACAGAAUGGAAAAGACACCGGCGUUAUUUUCAUGCUCAAGGAAUUACCAGUAAAAACAGCCUUAAUGGCAUCGAAGGAUGUCAGAGGAGUUCAAGAGUUGAUGAAACUCCAUCAUAGACUGAUUGACUUCCUCCAUUCAACACAAGGACAGGAUGACAAAUCAGCAUGGAGAUGGGAUAAACAUCCUAAAUCAGACUUAGAUUUAAAUAAGACUGAUUGCGUAUUUCUCCACUGGCUGACAAAAUGAUGAUGAUGUCGUAUGGGACAAGGGGCUUCUCAUCAGCUUCAACACCAACCUGUUGAACUUGAAUGAGUAAGUGUACAUCUGUUAGCACACACUGUACAAUAGUAGUUUAUGCUGUAUUAUCCUUUUGACCUAAACUAAAACUCAUGGCCUUUUUCAUGUGAAUGAUCUCAAACAGUUAAGCAUCGUAUUAUGUUCCACAUUUAGAUGCUUAGUUCUGUGGCCUUAAGGACAGAAAGUAUAAUCAAGAGGUGGGUAGCAGGAAGUUUGCGCAACCAGUUUGGUGCUUUGAGAUGGACCAGGGCACAGCAUUUAUAGUAUGCUGGCUGCAUGAAUGAUAAAAUGUGAACUCUCUUGGAACUGCGCUAAUAUCAUUAGACUCAUGGACUCAUCGAUGUGUGGUGCAAUCCAGUGCAUGUGACGUUUUUUUUAACAUUUCUGAAAUCUUUUGACUGACAGAAUGACUAAUACUAGCUAAUAAUUGUAGUUGAAAAUAGAAUUCAUGCUAAAAGAAAAAUUACUUGACACUCUUUAUUAAAUAUUUGUGGUCAUGGGCAAUGAUAAAUCCAUGGAGCCACCUGUAGUAACUAUGUAAGUGCAGUUUCAUCAGUUGUUUUGAAGGGAUGACUGUGAAUCUAAAGACUAAAGGAGCUCCUCCAUCCAAUAAGAUUCAUCUGACAGGGGUAAUAAUCAUUUAAACCCUACAAUGAACCUCUAUUGUACAUGUUUCAACAGGCCCUUUCCACUGCUCGCAUGUGUUUUCAGUCUGUUUUCUCCUGAUUGUUUGUGAUGAACUACCAGUCUAGCAUCAUCUCAUCUUCCGUGCCAUUUCUGUUACAGGGCUGACUUAAACUGAUCAUUGUGGCCCUUUAAAAUGAGUGAGAUUUGACAUGAAAGAUACAAGCAGACACAUAACUGCUGACACUUAUAACAUGUACUGUAUGUGACUAAUAUAUGUAUAAAUGUAAAUGGAAGCUACUGUAUAACAUUCACCUCACUGAGCAAACAGCUGUUUAUCUCUGACACACACGUCCUCUCACAGCUGUUGAUUGAGUGAGCAGAUUAGGAAAUCCACCCUCCAAGCAUCUCAUUCGAUUUUUUUUAUGGCAUAGAUAAACGGAGGCAGGAAAGUAAGCAUAAAAUCUGACAGCAUAUGGUGCGCCCGGAUUUAAACUCACGAUGCUGUGUGUGCGUUAGCAGGUGCAAGCGCCAAAAUCCACACCCGCUUUCCCCCCUUGCUUCUGUGUAUCGAGGCUAAAACCAUCAGGGGUGGGAGGCUAUUUUUUGUGUGCACACAUCGAUCUUCUGUCUCUCAGCAGAGAGUGGGCUCAUGUGCGGCAAAUAGGUGAGUAGGUUAUGAGGAUGAGGGGUGAGGUGGGGCCGGGUGAAAGAAUGAUUCUGUUUACAAGGGAACCAGAAGGCAGCCUGCAGCUGAGGAACUCAUCAGGAGUUUACGUCUCUGCAGAGGUCAAAAUCAAGGUCAUCCUGAUGCUUUCCGAUCAAAUAAAGAGACCCGUUAAUGUGACCCUGUUGACCUCUGUCUUAACAUGCUGUGGUGCUGUGCUAGAACAUAUACAGUAUACACACAUAUACAUACAUAAUGUCUUCAUCAAGUCUACUCACUGUAUUUUCAAUGCUGCUUUUAUAGUAAUGUGAUUCUUUUCUCUUUUUGUGCUCAUGGCAAAUGCUUUUAAAGCCACUCUGUGUAGAAUUUGACAUUAUACAAGCUAUGUACAUGAUAUUACAGCAUAUUUCAAAUGAUUGAAAAUAAGUACAAGGUUUAUGAGUUGCUUUCAGCCCAUUCAUUCUGUGUCUUUGGGUGGGGUCAACAAAAGGGUGGAGGUGGUGUGGGGAUUAUACAACAUCUAAGACAGAGACAUUUGGGGUGUCAAACGCUACCAUUUUUAAUUCUAUAUAUAGAGGCUUUAAGUUUUGAUCUGUUUACUUCUGUGAUAAAUUAAACAUGAUUUGUGCAAUAUUCUUGAUGUACAUUAACAAUAUCAAAAGAAAAUCAGUAGCUUAGACCUGGAGAUACUGAAUUUAGUACUGGAGGCCCAAAGCAGUAGUACAUGCGAAUAUUGUGAGUUGUUUUGUCCAUCUCUAAUUAUGAAGGAAUAAGUGAAUAAACAAUGUAUGAAUAUGAAUAGAUGAAGUCAAAAUGCAGAAAGCCGACUCUUAAUCUCAACUGAAUGUGUACAUUGUGUCAG
Molecule: messenger RNA, 3665 nt
Organism: Chelmon rostratus (copperband butterflyfish)
Lineage: Eukaryota; Metazoa; Chordata; Actinopteri; Chaetodontiformes; Chaetodontidae
Product: adenosine receptor A1-like
Exons: 3
Coding region: 148-1167 (339 amino acids)
Biological process (GO): G protein-coupled adenosine receptor signaling pathway
Cellular component (GO): dendrite; synapse; membrane
Molecular function (GO): G protein-coupled adenosine receptor activity
Source: RefSeq, a predicted model, not a curated record